Fusarium odoratissimum NRRL 54006 is the source of this 1240-nucleotide messenger RNA. Its product is annotated as V-type H+-transporting ATPase subunit H. The record is from RefSeq and is a predicted model, not a curated record. Bases 4 to 384 code for a protein of 126 amino acids. Lineage: Eukaryota; Fungi; Ascomycota; Sordariomycetes; Hypocreales; Nectriaceae. Gene Ontology annotation, molecular function: proton-transporting ATPase activity, rotational mechanism. Gene Ontology annotation, biological process: vacuolar acidification; proton transmembrane transport. Gene Ontology annotation, cellular component: vacuolar proton-transporting V-type ATPase, V0 domain. The transcript has 3 exons.
GUGAUGCAACCAAUCCAGCUACAAGCUCUCAAUCAUCGAAUACACCAACCGCCAAACAAGCUCCUGUAUCCCGACCUCGACCAAACCUCAUUAAUCGCACGCUUUCUCCGAUCGAUAUUCUCCUGCCGGCAGGACCAGACUCGAAGCACAACCUCAAUCAUGGCUCAAGGAUACGCCGUCUUCAUCGGCCUCGUUGUCAUCGCCGCCCUGUGUGUGGCAUCAUGGUUCCUGGCUCCCAAGGGCGAAAACCAAGUACUCUGGCGAUCCUCUGCUAUCCUGGCCAUCGUGAGCUGCUACCUUAUGUGGGCGAUUACGUUCCUCGCUCAACUUCACCCUCUUAUUGCGCCGAGAAAAAGCGGUAUCCGGGAAGAGCACCUCCACUAGACAUCCAUCUAUAAUACACGCCAAGGAAGAGCUGGAAAGAUGACGAGGGCUGUUGUGAUGGUACAGUUGUAAUUUUACAUUGUUGGACUUUUGACACUUGAACUGGUAUUGUUUUUUUAUUACAUAUGGAGUUGGAACGCCUGUUAUACCAAGCCAAAGACGCACUUUGCAGACCAUCAUUUUGCUUCGGACAAUUCCCGUGUGAUUACUUGGCUUCAGUGGUAAAAGUCUAUCCGACAGCAAGACGGCCUGCCCAUUCCUUCGCAUACAUCAAUAACGCCCAUAGAGCUUUGCCGUCUGCUGCCACGCCACUUUCACCUAUCGAGUCAACGUCGGCAAGACCAGCAGCGAGCAGGACAGCCCGGCCGACCACCCAGCGUGAAGCUGCCCCUGCGAUAGCGAGUAGACAUGCUAUGACAUAGUUGCAAUCAAGAAGAAUGCGUAGUGCCUCGACAUUGUUGGCCACGACGGCCCAGCCAAGUGAUCGAGCUGAGGCGGGAACAUCAUAAUCCCAGAUCACCAUCAAGAUGGGAAAUAGCUUCGUGGAGGAUGAUACCAGGAGAGCUGUAGACACUGAAUUGGGCCUCGUGUAUCGAGGAAGGAUGCCCAGAAGGUUGAGGGGAGAGAAAGCGGAGGACGUGAGGAAGCGUAUGCUCACAUGGAAAGCUGCUGUUGAGAGUGCGCAAAAGAUGACUUGGGCAAGAGUUAAUUUAUGAUCAGAGCUUUCUUGGGAGUCAUCUUACGGAAGAAGAGGUAUUGAAAGACAAUCGGCUGUUGUGAAAGUUUACCCAAGUUGCUUGCUCCUGGGAUGGCAUCAGGCACCAUCUGCUUCUCCAAUCGUGCCCAUGUCAAGUAC